AUGACGGCGCCGGCAGAGCCCCCUAGAUACGUUUACAAAAUCGUUGAUACGGAGCCACCGUUCCCUAUACCGGAGGUCUUCCCGCCGUCCGAGCUCGACAAGAAGGACGGUUUCAUCCAUCUGAGUGCGCCGUGGCAGCUCCCCAUCACAGCAGACCUCUUCUUCGGCGAGCACACCACCCUGUGGAUCCUCAAGAUCCGCCUGGCGAGCAUUGGGAGCGCCGUGAGGUGGGAGAGCCCGCCCAACGCGAGCGAGAGGUACCCGCACCUGUACGGCAGCCUGGGCCGGGCGGACGUCGAGUCCGUCGAGAGGUUCAAGAGGACCGCCGAUGAGAGGGGCGUGUUCCAGGGCAGAUGGAAGGACGUCUUUUCUGACUCGAGGUGGAGGGCCUGGGAGGAGGGGAAGGGGAUGGCGGUGGAAGAGUAG
Messenger RNA from Diaporthe amygdali, 426 nucleotides. RefSeq lists its product as uncharacterized. The record is from RefSeq and is a predicted model, not a curated record. Lineage: Eukaryota; Fungi; Ascomycota; Sordariomycetes; Diaporthales; Diaporthaceae. The coding region runs from base 1 to 426 and encodes 141 amino acids. The transcript has 2 exons.